CCUUCCCAUCGAUGUGCUUAGGAUUCACAAGUUCAGCUCUUCUCGGGUCGAGGGCUGGGUUACCCUCAAACAACUUCGUGUAUGUGAUUAGGUUUGGUGUUCCUCUUGUUUUUAAACUCAUAAUACGAUUCGACACAGUUUAACCAUGUCUGUUUUAACUUUGGAGGCGAAACUUGAAAGAACCGAUAGUGCCACCCCUUGGGGAUUUCGUAUGCAAGGAGGCAAGGAUUUUAGUAGUCCACUCACUAUUCAAAAAGUAAGUUGUUUACAUUUUUAACGACGUUACAAGUUUCAGGCCUGAUAAUUUAUUCAUUGGGUCAAAAACUGUUCGUCAUCACCGUUGCUGUUAAUUGAAACACGGGUACCAGAACCGUCUGGCUUCCUUUAUUUCCAUGCUACAUUGAAAUAACUAACAAAAUGAAACAUGUAUCGUUAGGUAAUGUCUGUUCCCACUGCAACUACACGGCUUGCACACACGCCUCACUGACCGCGAACGUUACCUUCAUCGCUACACUCUACAUUCUAAUUCUAAUGUUCAACACCCGCCGCCUCACUAGACUUAUUCAGUUUUGUCGAGACAGCGAAUUCCUUGCCACCAGGUAUCGUCAACAGGUACUCAAAUCGGUACCCCAAAAAUCAAUGCUUGAUCUUGUGUCGGACGAGGAUCGAUAAAUCGUAGAAUAGAAUAGAUGGCUUAUUAAUUUUAACUGGUAGUUGUGGUCUGACUUGGACUCUUUCGUACUUUUAGUCUUAGGGCUUGGCUUAGGGUUCAGACAAGGAAGCUGACUGUAACUCACUUAAAGUUGAAGUGUGAAAGUGAAGGCAAGGCUGUACACUGUACUGUAAGGCUAGGCUGUACUGUAAGGCUACAGUUGAUGGAAUGAGGAAUGCAACUGUGUAAACUUGGGGUGUGUGUGUGUUUGUUAUAUAAAUAUAGGAAAUUACACACGCUAUUUGAUACUUUCACCUGUCGUAGUGUGUAGGCCUAAAUAAUUUGAAUUCAUUGCCAGUAAGUUCAGUAAGAUUAUAACAUCAUUCAUUGAUACCCGGUUAAAACAACAUACAUAGUCAUUAUCAUUAUGAUAAUGUAAAACAGAAAUGGACUGGCAAGGGGGAGGAGUGACCGUGAGCUGGUGUGAGUGUUGGGGGGGGGGGGGGAAACAAUUUCUCAAAAAAUGUCAGUGUAACAUCUUUGUGUCACCCAUUCAUUAUGAUUCAUCAUUGGUUAUAGAAUUUCCACCAAUGCCGUCAUUUUAUGUGUAUGUGACAAGGGGAGGUGAGGGGGGUAGGUUGUUUUUCUUAUUUUGUUUUUAAUGAUUGAGGAAUAAAUAUGAUUGAAUUGAUUGUUGGUAGGCUGGCCAAAUUGUUUUUUUACAAUUUAUUUAUGUGUUGGAAAAUCAUUUUUUAUUCAGAAAUUGCUGAUUAAAAAUAAUAUUGUUGGUUCUUAAAAAAAAAGGGUGGGGUGGAGUGGUUGGUGGGUUGUGAGUGUGGGAGUGGGUUGUGAGUGUGGGAGUGGUUGGUGGGUUGUGAGUGUGGGAGUGGGUUGUGAGUGUGGUAGUGGUUGUGGGUUGUGAGUGUGCUGUAAUAUUGAUAUUUCUGGAAUGCCUCUCUAUUUCAAUUAAAAAAUUGACAACAGCUGUCCUUUUUAUGCCAAACUGAUGUUAAACCAUGGUAACAGUUAUAGUUCUUUAUCAGAACAACAGCUUUUGUUUCCUGAAACCCUGCAAUUUCUCAGAAAUGUUCCACCAUUGAAUCAUGACUCAUAAUUAAAGUUUUGAUCAGUCUAUUCAAUGAUGGCUUAGCAAGAAUCAUUAAGUCCUGCGCUAGAAAUAUCAUUUAAUGUACUCUGAAAUUUCCUUAAUGACUAGAAAUGCCAUUUUCUGAAGUCAGGAUCAAAUAAGAGGGGGGUGGGGGAGGGGAGGAAAAAUCAAUGAUUCAUGUAUUGAUUGUAUGGUAUCUGAUCAGCAGUGCUGAGGUUACAGUAUGCCCACUGAAAUAUAAAAUGUAAUAAAAUGUUACAAAAUGAUCUAAUAAAUCAGGAGUCCUCAACAUGGUAACAAAGGGGAGAGACUGCAAUCAGUUUAGAAAAAAAAGGAAAUGAGCAAAAUUAAUUAUGGGAAUAUUCCCCUUGUCCUCUCGGAUACUACCUUACAGCUAAGUGUUAUUUUUAAAAUUUUAAUUCUGUUGUUUGUUCGCUGAUGAAGGCCUCUUGCCGACACAUUCCUUGUUUUGUUGCAACCUUUUUUUUUCCAGGUUUUCCCUUACUUUAUUUUGCAUAUUUCUAACUUUUAGCAUGAACGACCUCACUUUGAAAAAUUGAACUUUAUACUUUACAAUUAAAAUCUUAAGCUUUGAAUUUAUUGACUUCAUUGGGUACACACUCUCAGAGAACAACAAAAUUAGGGAACCUUGUAAUAAAAUAUCAUUGUAGAUUAUAAGCAAUGUAAAUAAUUUCACUUUUGAAUAGUCACUAUUUAUGUAUGUAUUGGCUUUCUUCCACACAAGACAAGUCUUUAAAUUGGUUUCUAGAUUAAAAAAAAUUCAACCAGGCUGAGGCUCCUAUCAUCAAUGAUAAUUAAUAUGUAUCAAAUUGAAACAAGAGGAUUGACCAGUCUUGCAUUUGACGGCCCUAACUUUUAAAGAUAAGAGGAUGCUAUAAAACUCUUUCAAACUGCUCACUGUGUGUUCUUCAGGGAGAACUCCUAGAAGAAUGUCAUCUAUAUUUAGACACUGGCACAGGUAAAAUGCUGAGCCUGGUGAAACAAGCCAUUGCUUCAAUGCCUCUUACUGUUGCAAUAGUGUGGGGGAUGCUCUGCUGUGUGAGGUGGGGGAGAAGGGGCAAAAGAAAGAGGAUGCUGUGUCUUUUUUAAUAUUUUUUUUUGGUGAGCUCAGCAUUUGGCAAACAGUUCAAUGUAUGCCUAGAUUUUAGAUAGUAACUAACUUAUGCACUUGAUCAUAUUUAUUUAAUGUAUUUCUGAUCAUGUUAAUGUGUUUAAUUAAGACACUACACAUUAUAAUAUCAAGUGAUAACUCAUACACUUGUAUAAAAUACUCAAAAGAUUGGUAAUAGUGUAGCUAUCAGAAGUUCUCAGAUUGGACACUAGUUAGUAGAGGUAAUAGUGUAGCUAUCAGAAGUUCUCAGGUUGGACACUAGUUAGUAGUGGUAAUAGUGUAGCUAUCAGAAGUUCUCAGGUUGGACACUAGUUAGUAGUGGUAAUAGUGUAGCUAUCAGAAGUUCUUAGAUUGGACACUAGUUAGUAGUGGUAAUAGUGUAGCUAUCAGAAGUUCUCAGAUUGGACACUAGUUAGUAGUGGUAAUAGUGUAGCUAUCAGAAGUUCUUAGAUUGGACACUAGUUAGUAGUGGUAAUAGUGUAGCUAUCAGAAGUUCUCAGGUUGGACACUAGUUAGUAGAGGUAAUAGUGUAGCUAUCAGAAGUUCUUAGAUUGGACACUAGUUAGUAGAGGUAAUAGUGUAGCUAUCAGAAGUUCUCAGGUUGGACACUAGUUAGUAGUGGUAAUAGUGUAGCUAUCAGAAGUUCUCAGGUUGGACACUAGUUAGUAGUGGUAAUAGUGUAGCUAUCAGAAGUUCUUAGAUUGGACACUAGUUAGUAGUGGUAAUAGUGUAGCUAUCAGAAGUUCUUAGAUUGGACACUAGUUAGUAGUGGUAAUAGUGUAGCUAUCAGAAGUUCUUAGAUUGGACACUAGUUAGUAGUGGUAAUAGUGUAGCUAUCAGAAGUUCUUAGAUUGGACAUUAGUUAGUAGUGGUAAUAGUGUAGCUAUCAGAAGUUCUCAGAUUGGACACUAGUUAGUAGUGGUAAUAGUGUAGCUAUCAGAAGUUCUCAGAUUGGACACUAGUUAGUAGUGGUAAUAGUGUAGCUAUCAGAAGUUCUUAGAUUGGACACUAGUUAGUAGUGGUAAUAGUGUAGCUAUCAGAAGUUCUCAGAUUGGACAUUAGUUAGUAGUGGUAAUAGUGUAGCUAUCAGAAGUUCUUAGAUUGGACAUUAGUUAGUAGUGGUAAUAGUGUAGCUAUCAGAAGUUCUUAGAUUGGACAUUAGUUAGUAGUGGUAAUAGUGUAGCUAUCAGAAGUUCUUAGAUUGGACACUAGUUAGUAGUGGUAAUAGUGUAGCUAUCAGAAGUUCUUAGAUUGGACAUUAGUUAGUAGUGGUAAUAGUGUAGCUAUCAGAAGUUCUUAGAUUGGACACUAGUUAGUAGUGGUAAUAGUGUAGCUAUCAGAAGUUCUUAGAUUGGACACUAGUUAGUAGUGGUAAUAGUGUAGCUAUCAGAAGUUCUCAGAUUGGACAUUAGUAGUGGUCAUAAAGUUUAAUACCUUUUUUUUUCUCUGGUUGGGGAUGGGGGGAAGCCCUAUUCAAUGCAAAAAAACUCUUGAUUGACUUGACAAAAGAAUAGAAGUUCUUUGCCUCAUUGAAGGGGAAAUCCUGUUUGUUUGUCUUAUUGUACAACCAUGCUUUGUAGGCCUACUUAGAAUUGAGUAUCAUCUAAUCAGCCCAUAGUACUGACACUGUUACAAAAUUAGUUCACAUGGGUAUCAACUGAAUAUUUCUGUCAUGAAAUAAUUGUAAAUAAAUGCAUGUGUCGUUAAGUUAUUGUGACUAAAGGUACACAAGUUAUUGUGACUAAAGGUACACAAGUUAUUGUGACUAAAAGUACACAAGUUAUUGUGACUAAAGGUUCACAAGUUAUUGUGACUAAAGGUUCACAAGUUAUUGUGACUAAAGGUUCACAAGUUAUUGUGACUAAAGGUACACAACUGGGGAUUUGAACACUUGUGAUGUGCUGGUGUAAGAUAAUAAUGACCUUUGAACUUUAUUUUGGCCGCUCACUCAUGUUUCCUUUAAGGGAAUCAUACCUCCUUUGAUUAUCAUUGAAAUGUUUCACCCAAUAAGAAGAGUUAGUUAUCUAGCUACAAUUUGAUCUUUGAACCCUCUCAACUGUUGGUAUUUUAGUAUUGCACUGUCUAGCCAUGUCACGUCGGUCUCACCCCCCCCCUCCUUUUUUUUUUCCCCUCUCCAUUCGUCUCCAAUGCACUUGAGUCAAACACAUUUUGGAACAUUGAAACAAUAGCUGGCAGACGUGUUUGGUCAAGAGGAAAGUUUGAUUUCAUGCCCGUGUAAAUAUUGACAUAAUGAGAUUAGAGUUUUCCCCCAAACCGCUGUGGCUCAGGGCAGUCACUAUGUGGCGUGCUAAUCCUGGCAACCUCAUCACUACACUCAGACGUCUGUAUAUAGUGUAGUCCUUGUCCCUAAUCACGCUACUGUUUUUAAUGGUGUACACUGUCAGUAUGCUGUAUGUAGGCCUAUUAGUUCAUGAGUGACUUCCAGCAGAUUCCCACACUCAAUGUUGAACCCAUGUCAUAAGGGCUUGUCAUAAUUGAACAACUCUGACAUCUGUUUUGAAUACAUUGUUUGUUAGUCAAAUGCCAUUUCAAAUAGUUUUAUUUACAACUCUGGGAAUUUUUUAUUUACAACAAUUGGAAUGUUUUAUUCACAACUCUGGGAAAGUUUUAUUUAACUUGUAUUGCAAAUAAAAUUUAAAUAGAUUAAAUUUAAUGUUGUAAUUUAUAUUGAUUUUUUUAAAAACAUUUUUCAACUAGUUUCAGUUAAUAGUAAUGUGAGUAAAUUUUCUAUUAUUUUAAAUGAGUUUCUGUUAUGCCUUAUGUAUUUGCUGUCAUUAUUAAGUAAACAAAUUUUCACUUGUCAGCUUUGUUUCAGAUGGACACUCUGGUAGAUUGCACAAAACUCUAUCAGGGAUUGGUUCAUCUUACCACUCAUUGUUUUUAUGUAAUCAUUCAAUUAUAUAGUGCAGCCAGUGGCACGUUUCAUAAUAGGAUUGACCAAAUUGUUUCAAUUGUUGCAUCGGCCUCUGGCACUAAAUACAUCACAAAUUUACCCCAGCAACUGAAGGUGUUUUUUAAAAUAUGUUACACACAUACUUUCAUACAGGUACUCCUUUUAGCUUUAAAUUUCUUUUUGAAUUGUUCAAAGAGACUUCUGCCAUCUAAAGAAUCACUAUUAUAGAUCCUGUAAUCAUGAUACAGGUGUUCUUAUAUCUCACGAUAAUGAUAAAGGUAUUUUAUCCUGUGGGGUUUUAUUUCUUCUCAUUGUUGAAACCAUAUUAUAUAUAAAUUGAUUCUGAUGGUGUCUUUUUGAAAUCAUAUUUCAAUGAAACAUUUGGUUCAUCUCAGUGAGAGAAAAAAAUUGGUCCCCCCCCCAAUGAAAAAUGUGGUCCUUUUCAAUGAAACAAUAUAUCUUUCUUAACAAAAAAAAUUGUUGAUCUCAUUGAAGCAUUUGUUCUGUUUUAAUGAAACAUUUGGUCCAUCUGAAAAAACCCCACCAAUUUUUACAUCUCAAUGAAACAUUUGGUCCAUCUGAAUGAAACAUUUGGUCCAUCACAAUAUAACAAUUGGUCCAUCUCAGUGUAACAAUUGGUUCAUCUCAGUGUACCAAUUGGUCCAUCUCACUUACUGCUAAUGUCUAUUUUAUUGUCCUAGGUAAACCCUGGAAGUCUCGCAGCCAAAUGUGGGCUCCAGGUUGGAGAUAUCAUCCUCAAGAUAGGGAGUAGCUCCACAGAACAUUUACGUCACAAAGAUGCCCAGAGUUCAAUCCUAGACUGUGGCAAUCACCUGGACCUUCUCCUGCAAAGGUAGGCUAACCGAUGUGUAGAGCAACAACAUUUUAUUUGACGUCUUGGUAGCUUCUAGCCAGGUUGAUUUUUGGGUGAUGGUAUUUUGUGUGGUGCAGAUCUUUGGAAAGAGUUUGCCAUGAAUUCAGCCACAAACCCUACAUUCAAUACAUCCAUACACUCAUUACACCCACACAACCAUUACAUCCCUACAUCCAUUACACCCCUACAUCCAUUACAUCCCUCGUGUGCUUUAUUUUAGAUUUAAUUAAAAAUCAAACAGCUUGAAACUAUAAUUUAGCCUACUGGAAACAUAAUAAUAAACUAAAAUAAUAAUUACAGAAUGAGGUUGAAAUUGUGAAACAUUUUUCAGAGACAUUGCUGGCUAUUUGUGUCUUUUAAAACUUAGUAUAGUAAAGCAGCUUUAUUCUUAGACUGGUGAAGUGACUGAAAGCUACUGGCUGAAGCUUUUAGCCAUUAGCUGCCAGAUAACGGUUUUGAAGCUUUCAGUUCUUUGGUGUAUUGAUGAUGGCAUUAGCCCAAAACUUUGGUGUAUUGAUGAUGGCAUUAGCCCAAAACUUUUGACUUUGCAUAUUUUCCAAUCAUAAUUAAAGCUUGACAUAUAGUGCCAUAUUUAUAAAAAUACUUAGUCUCACGUUAAUGAAGCUUUUAGAGUAGGGAGCAAUUUUAAAAAAGAUAUAUAUUUUUCCUGCCUGUCGGUAAAAAAUACGCCCAAUAAAAUCUCAAGUUUUGACUUUUUGAUGCAAGUAUUUCUGAUCAUGUUACAGAUUCCUAAUCUGGGCCAGGGGCCGGACAAUAUUUUACUUACUCAAUACAAUUAGAUGGACUGAAUGAGUAGGAUCUUGAUGUAAAUUGGAAUUAGUAUUUUUCAGGACAUUUUGAUUGGGACUUGGACUAUAUCAAUAUUUGGUUUUGUUGGUGAUUUUUCUUGUAAAGAAAGCCAAAUUAACUGUAUGUUUUAUUUGUAUGUCAGUGUUAAAUUUAGAGUGUUUUGUUGAACACAAAAGCCUAAUCCAAUUAGGGCGGACCAAUGGAAUCUCUUGUUACAACAAUAAAUAUACUCAGUAGUGAGUCACCACCUGAGUUCAAGUGUGAGUCAUGGAUGUAAAUGAUAUUUCUGUAACAUCUGCUGGAGUUUAAAGGUGUAGGAAGUCUGCAUUAAGUUACAGUCUACACAGAGAAGUAACGACUUGUCACAUCUAAUGAAGUUGUAGUUUUUUUAUGUGGACACCUGACCACCUGGUCCUGUAAUGCACACCGGAGGGCAUCUUAAGUCAUGAAUUUAAGUGUUUAGGGAAAUAGCUUUCUAAAACUGAAUGUUUUAUUGGUGCUACUCGAUGAGUUCAAGUUCAGUUGAAUAUGGAAUACACCAGAACUUGUUAGUCAAUAAAUUUCCCAAUUAAACAUCGGUAUUAUAGAAAUAGAAAGUAGUAAAAUUCAUGAGCGGGUGAUAAUGAAAGAGGGCUGUUAAAAAAUAAAAUUAAAAAUAUGGAUGUGGGGGGGGGGGUGGGGGGGCGCGAACUCCAACAUAAAAUGCAACCAGGCAUCUUUUAGUGGGGGGGGGGGCGAACUCCAACAUAAAAAAUGCAUCUUUUAAUUUAAAAUGUAUUCAUAUACACACAAAAAAAGGACCCCCCCCCUCCCCCUGGCCUCAGAAUUCACCUAUGUUGACAGUAACAAAGUAUGAGCUAGUUAUUGAUUAUUGGUAAUAACUUCUUUUAGGAUCGAUUCAUAAAAAAAUCAACUCUCAUUCGCUUUACUUUCUGGAAGUUUGUCAUUGGCUGUUAAAUAUGACAGGAACCUCGUUGAGCCCUUCAGAGUCAAGUGUUGGGGCAGAUUUUUUGAAAAAUGUAAAAACUAGUAGCUGCUAUACCAUCUCUGCUAACAACCUUUUAAAGAUUAGUGUUCGUGCUGGUGCCUUUCGAUGACGUCAAUUAUACCAUGAUUAAUGUGGGUUGUUGUUUUUUUUUUUAAUUGAUGGGAAUAGAAAGCCUCCACCACAUAUUCUUGUCCACGCCCAGUCAAAAGUCUGACAGGAAGCGAAGGCUUGACACAAGGAAUAGAACUUACGUGAAAGCAAACACUCGUCAAGUGAGAUGGGCUGGCCAAACAACAGCCGACUACUGUUCGUGUAGACACUAAACUAUUGUAGGUGUUUGUAGUGCAGGGAUUAGUAGGAAUUAGGACUAGUUGGAAUAGUAUGGUUCCAUUGGUAUGAGCACACCAUACCAUGUAGUUACUUAAAUGAUUGUUACAUAGGUGAUUUUGGGGUGUUGUAUUCAACUAAUGGGAGUCGCUUAGUCAAUUAUUUUGUCACGUGAUGUGAGUAAAAACGAGUAAGAUUUCCGGUAUACUGUAUACAACACACUAGUGCUUGACAACAGUAGCCCGCUACACACUACAACUACACUACAUUUCGUCCAAUGAAAAUUAACAAUAAAAUAAACAAAGGGGAAUGACUCCUGCAUCAAUAUUGAAUAAAAACGCAAAUGACGUCAUGAGCACACACGGAGCUCAACAACAUCCUGCCGAUAAUAGUAUUGAUAGUUCCCAUCGAAUAUCGCUCACAAAUUUUUCUUGAAAUAACUUUCUUCCUUUAAUUAUAACUGACGUAUAUUUAUUGUCACAUUUAUGUAUUUCGUUUAAAAAACGCAUGUAUUCCAGAAUGUUUUGAAAGGUAAAAUUUUUAAUUAACAUAACAUUGGGGAAGCACUGAUGAAGUAUCUUUUGUUGUGUGUAGCAGCCUAGUGAUGGCUUACUCACAUCACGUGACCAAACAAGGAAGUGACUAAGCGACUCCCAUUGGGGGUCAUCUAGUUAGAUCACAUCAAUACGGAUCGUGGUAUCGAUUCAAUGGGCAUAUUAUCGUUUUAAUAGGCAUCUUAUCGAUUCAAUGGACAUAGUAUCGAUUCAACGGGCAUAGUUAGUAUCAUAGUAUCGAUUCAUUAGGCAUAGUAUCAUUCAAUAGACACAUGUUAAGAGCUUGUGACUUUGAGGGUAUUAGUAUAUAUUUACAACAAUAAAAAAAUCGAGGAUGAAAAGUGCAACAUUUCACAUAUUCUUCAAUGGUUAUGGCGUCACUCUCUCUGUGGACACUUAGACUUUAGACUGAACCCCAAACAAAAGGUGAAAGUGUCCUUUCUCCCAAAGCGCCCUGAAAAGUGUAAUAGGUAUGCGUAGGGGGUACUGUGGGUUUGAAUGGACCAAAAUAGCUCAGCCACCGUCCAAUGAUAGAGCUGGGCAUGGCCCGAGCCACUCCGGUGUCCGCCACCAGGAACGUUGGGGUUAAGUCGAUCCCCGUCAUGUGACACUUUGAAGCCACUGACCCACAUCAAGCAAACACCGGGGGUUCUCUUACCCAUGAAACGUUCCCGCUCUACGGGAAACCUGGUCCACUUCUGUUUUGAAUUUCAAUGACUUGCGGACGGCGGCGCCCGACAAGCAUGAUCUCAUAACGGGGAUUUCAUUGGAUGGGAAGCUAAAGUGCGGAGGACCUUGUCACACUAAUCAGAAAUAAUGAAUGGGGUCCAUGCAACCAUUACUUUGGCGAUCAAGACUCGUGUUUCCAAUCACGUCUAGAUAGAUUUAUUAACUGACCAAUAUUGGUCAGAUACAAAUCCAGUUGCCACUAAAAUGUUAUAAGAACACAGAUACAAAUAGGCCAUAUAAUGUAAUAUAUAUAUAUAUAUAUAUAUAUAUAUAUAUAUAUAAAUCUGUGUCUUAAAUAUGGAUUAACAAAAUUAUGUAUUUUAUUAGUGACGAAUUAUUUUAUUAGUUUUCUUCUCUCAUAAAUAGGCCUAUAUAGAAUGUUUAUAUUUCCAAUACAUAAAGCAUUUUACAAUUAUUUUUUUUAAAUCAAUAAAUGGAAUCAAACAGAUGGGCCCUGAAAAAAAACAACACAUGUAUAAAUAACAAUCCAAAGGGCUUCUUCAAAGAAGGUGAAGACGGAAGAAAAUUGAUUUCGGAACAACUUAAGAUGAAAGCUGACAUAUUUCCGGCACAUACAAAAAUUCUGUGGCAAUGUGGUCUUCGACAAAAAUAAUCUAGUAGAAACAACUACGUCAUCGAGACCUCCUGCAAAUAACAUCGGAGAAAUUCGAUCUCAAUGAAUAGCUUUUCUUUGAGCUAACUUGUCAUAUUAUAAUAAGCAAAGCAAAUAUUUUCACACGACUUAUAUAUAGUGGAUUAGUUGACUUAACAAUAUAGGGGUGUCAUUUUUAUAUGACAUCAUUACACUGGAUCAUGGGCCGAUAAGAAUCGGUUGAGAAUGGUUACACUUGGGUUAUUUGAUCAAUUUUUCUUUUUUUUUUUUUGUGUUACCAGGUAUUACUGUCUGCUUGGGAAAAAAACAACACCAUCCAUCAUAUUCAUAUAUAUAUCUAUAUUGUUUUAUCACUUAAACGAACCAAAGAAUGCCAUUAUAAUCAACAACAGAGCAAACAAAAAAACUGUUCAACUGUGGUUGACGUUCAACAUUGUUGUGUUUCUGUGUCAUAUAUUAUAUGUGGACGAACCCAAGUGCUGUUGGCUCUGCAGCUUUUUUUUUUCCAAAGCAGUGGUUCUCAACUAUUUAUAUAUGUAUUUUGUAAUGAUAUCUUUUGCUUUAAAAGCUUUAAGAAUACCAGUAAGACUCUGUAUUUAUUUUAAGAUUUGUUUUAUUUAAAUUUAACUAAUGGCAAGGUGGUACUGGUUCUCAAAUUGUUUGCGCGAACACACUAAAAGUCAAACCCCAGGAAAAGUUUCCUUUUUUUCCUUUGUAGGCCUCUAACUCUAUAGCAGCAUUUAUUUAAGAAAAUUCGGGACAGAAAAUUUUUCAGUUAAAGAAAUCACACCCUUGCUCGCUGUGUACACUCUUAUCGUUGAGAACCACUGUCCAUGUCUGCACACGCUGCAAUGUUAAAGUUUAAAACAACACCACCACCAAAACUUUUCGUUGUUCUUCCUCUCACAUCAAGAAUAAGGGAGAGUAGCCAAUCCAACGGUUGGUAAGUAACGCCAUCUUCAAAUCUGGGAGGAUAAUCCUUGUGUCGUGUUCUCUUGUACACUAGUUGUUCCCCCUAGCAACUGUGAUGUCAUGUGUUGCUGAACACUAGCUGCUGCCCGUCCUGUGACGUGUGUGGGUAGGGGGUGUCUUGUUCAGUUCACUCAGCUCUAGUGCAACAGCGCGUCUUGCUCGUUACCCCUAGCAACAGUUUUUGUCAUGUGAUGUAACGAUAACUUGAAUAAUGUACUUUGGAAUCACAAUGUUGGCAUCAUCGCGUCAUGAUUGGUAGUUAAUUAUAGUUCAUUCUUACACUAAUAUUAAAUGGCUGUUAUUUAUCUGUUUUCUUUACUAACCGGUUGACAGUGGCGCAGCUGGGGGUUAGCUCCAUCCGGGGCGGGCAUAGCUCUUUUGCCGCCCCUCCUCCACGAAAAACAAUGCGUGAGGCCGAAAAUACCUUACGGGGCAGACCCCCCCCCCCCAACCUACGCCACUGCAAUUUGACUCACAGUCACAUUAGCCAUUUCUAGGUUUGCAUCUAUAUUGUUAUUAUGCAUCGAUACAUUUAUGUAGCAUCUACAUUUAGGGGGUUAGCUCCAUCCGGGGCGGGCAUAGCUCUUUUGCCGCCCCUCCUCCACGAAAAACAAUGCGUGAGGCCGAAAAUACCUUACGGGGCAGACCCCCCCCCCCCAACCUACGCCACUGCCAUUUGACUCACAGUCACAUUAGCCAUUUCUAGGUUUGCAUCUAUAUUGUUAUUAUGCAUCGAUAAAUUUAUGUAGCAUCUACAUUGUUAUUCAGCAUCGGUAUUGCUAUUCAGCAUCGAUAUUUUGAAUGUUGUGCAGCACCUAUAUAUUGUUAUGAUUCUUUUAAAAUGUACCAUUAUUGUUAUGUGGCAUAGAUAUUGUUUAUGUAGCAUCAUAGUUGAUAUUGUAGCAUCUUUCUUGAACAUGUUUGUAGCAAGUAGACAAUUAGAUGCAUGAUUACUCUGAAGGAUUCAGCGGGUAUCGGAGUCGUUUGUUUUAGUUAAAUUCCAGAUUAUGACUCCUGCGGGUGACUCAUGGUUAAGAUGGCGUGAAAGUCAUUCGCCCCAAAUCGGAUUUAUGUUACAUAAUAUGUAUCUUUGACUCCUCUUUGAGGGAUGCAUUACAUUCGAAUGACGGCAUGGUAACGCCUCCUCGUCCUGUUAUGUUUGGGGGAAUGCACCAGUUGAAAGGUCACAUUGGGUUCAAAGGUUAUAGAACACAUGCCAAGUUUAAUCCAGCUCACAUGCGCAUGGGUUACAAUGGCCUGUUUGUUGUUGACAUGUCAAGGGCUGUGAGAAGAAGUAGGCUAUAGAAGUAUACUUAUAAUGUAAUCACUGGAUAUAAUCAUUCGUUUAUUUUAUUAUUAUUAUUGGAAUGAAAAUAUUACCAUUAAAUAUAAUAUUUAAAAAAAAAAAUUAAAUUAUUAAUGAUGGUCGUUAGCUACAAGUGUUAAAAUGAUGAGAUCAAUUGAGCCAUGAUGACCACAGAUAGGUUUCAACAUUCAGUAGACCCAAGGGACCGUGAACAUAUGUAACACGAAGGGGGUAAGGGGUAUCAAUUUUUUUUUUUAUUUUGUUAUAUGUGGGGAGGGGUAGAGAUCAAUGUGUUUAUUAUAUAAGAACUCUUAUUUUAUUUUGAUAAAAGUUAAAUCUUAUUUUUUGCAAAAUUUCUGCUUUCCAAAUUAACGAAAUUAUCAUAGAUUAUUAAAAACUAAAAUGUAUUUUUUGCUACAAAUUUUAUAUAAUAUUUGGGGGAUGGGUGGUCAAUGGGCACGUUCUAUAACGUUAUAAAGGGAGGGGUCGAUCAAACAUGACAAAUUUUUGUACUGUAUAUGUUCACGGUCCAUAAACGGGCAAUUUAAAAGUUCUGCACUGCUAAAGCUAUUUUUGGCACUGUCAGUUCCCACCACGGUUCGUAUACCCCACAUUGACGGCGAACGAGCCCUACCGGCACAAACACAAAUGGCAUUUGAAAUAGUAGGCCUGGUGACGUCAUGCUUUACCCACACACCUUAUACUUCCCGCGUAUGUACAUACAGCCUUUUGUUAAAUAAACGAGCCACACAUGGCAAGCAGACACGUUCUUCCUUUUUUUUGUACAGAAGUAUAUUAUAUCCAUAAUAGUUUAUGCACAAACAUUAGUUUUCAGAAGUAUUCAGUAUAUGUAGUUAUGUAGGCCUAUAUAUUCAAAUAAUGGUCCACAUCAGUUCUUUCCCCUAACCAUAUCGUUUCUGUUCCACCUCACCAUCUCAGUUAUUCUGGCUCCGCUAUAUAUAAUAUAAUAUAUAUAUAUAUAUAUAUAUAUAUAUAUAUAUAUAUAUAUAUAUAUAUAUAUUAAAAAACACAAACACAAAGAUAAACAGACAUUUUGAAAAGUGAGUUUCUCUUGUAUCUCUAAACUUCCAUAGUGAUAAUUUAUGUUAAGACUAAGUUACAGUCCACGCCGUGAGAUAGCGGUCAUUUCAACCUCCAACCUCCCCCCCCCACCCCCAACUUGGCAACUCGUCAUCUACUGGCCCAUGACUGAGUUUUGGUGACCGGUGGAAUUCGUCAUGCUGACGAGACUUGACCAUUUGCAUCAACAGUUCUCUGCUUUGUUUGAGGCCAAACGGGAAAGGGGGGGGGGGGUGUUAGACAUGGGGUGUGUGUUCAGUCUGAUAUAAAGUGAUAAGGGCGCCGCGAUUUGUAAGCAAGGAAAUGCCGACACUUGCGUUAAAAAAGUAAAAGAGUUAAUUGAGUAAGCAACAUGAAGGAACCGUGAAUUGAGUAAGAUGCGUAACACCAGCACAACAAAGUUGAAGACCGUCAUGGAUACAAGGACAAUAAUUUUUAGGCUCAGAAUAAUGGUAGGCACAACUACCGGAAAUAUCUCUAUUUAAUUUUAAUCAUGGCUCAAAAUGCAAACAAUUGUGUAAUUUGAAAUGACUAAGUGUAUGGGCUGAAGUGACGUCACGCUGAUGCUGGGUUUAAAUAGAUGCAGAAAUAUCCUGCUUUUGAGUAGCUGUGCUUCGUUCGUUUGAGUCUUUUGCAGACAUUCUCAAACCAUUGUGUGUGUUUCCUUGUUGUUUAAGUGUAUGUAUAUUGAGCAUAUCCUCCCACAAUCCUUUGCAUUUUAAGCGGAGCAAUGCUGGAUGACGUCAUUAACUUAUUAUGGUUUCGGUCAGCUCAGAAAAAAAAAGGGGGCGGGGGAAGAUCUCGAUGUGCAAUUUUUUGAUACAACCCAGUAGAGUAGCGCCCCUUUAUUCGUCCAUUACUUCAUCAUAUCAUCGUACAAUCUUUGCUGCUGGCAAACAAACCAACACAGUGGUAUGUGUGUUUGAAGGUGUGUGUGUGUUGAUCCUGGCCAAACCAGUUUUUGCUACCUGGCAUUAUAAAGGGUGGCACAUAGCCACAUUUCAAGGGGGGCCUUUUUGACCUACUUUUCCUUGCCUGUGUAAACCGAAACAACGUAUUUCCCUUAAAAAUUCAAAUUUAGAAGAAAUUUUUAGUUUAAGAAAAAGGGGGGGGGGGGGUGGUUUUUUGGUUAAAAAUAAACCUUUCAUCAGUCUGUUAUCUGCAUGUGAUAUAUGAGAGCAUGUCAAUGAUCACUUUUAUGUCAAUGAUUAGUCUCAUAACCUCCAUACCUUUUUUUUAAAUGGGGAUAUCAUGACACAUAAUGUACAUACAUAUAUUUAUAUAUAAAUUUGUGUAUAUAUACAUAUAUAUAUAUAUUUAUAACAAAUUCAGUGAACUAAAUGUCUCUUUUAAAGACAUCAUACUGAUACUAUUCAAUAGGUUUCUCACACUGGCGCUAAAAAGCUUAAUAGCAGGUUUCUCACCCUGGCACUAACAAGCUUAAUAGCAUUUCCAGGAAAUGUUCAUAAUAUAUGGAGGUUUUUUUAUAGCUGAAAAAAAGUAUUGAUUUUUUCACUUCAAGAGAUAUAUUCUAUAUUUUAGGCCAGAGGGGCCAACAUUUAUUUAAAAAACAGCUCCAUACUUCCCUGGUUGGCUCAAUGGUUGGCCCAGUGGUUGCCCCAGCUGUCUCACAUCUAACAUUGUUUAUUAAACUUGUACUGAAUAUUAUUUGGUUCCAUUUUUUUGUGGGUUUUUUUUUGGGUGGGGGGGGGGGGGGGUACAUUUUUUUUUUUUUUUUUUCUUUAUAGUAUUUCUUUAUUUUCAUCACAAUAAGUUUGAGUGCAAGGGCAGAUUACUUGUCAAAAACACAUGCAUUGUUAUGACAUAACUUAUGAUUUGUACUCACGUUGUCUCCCAGUGGACACUAACUAGCCAAGAACUGCAACUUGAGUCUGCGACUACAGUAAAUUUAUCAUUUGUUUUCACUUUGUCUAUCAAAUGGUUGUAAAGUGAAAUAGUGAAACUUUUGAGGACAUGCAUUUAUGCGCAUGAAACUGAUCCUAAAGUAGCUAACACAUAAAACAUAAUGAUGAGCAUUGGAAUGACCAAUAUUUGAUAAAGCCUAUACAAUUAAAUGCAACUGAAAAUAUUGAGAUUUAAAAAAAAAAAAUGAUUUUCAAGUUCCUUACAACCCAGGAAGCGAUAAGAUAAUCUUUUUAUUAAAAAAUAAUAUAGACUGCAAUAGCAGUUAUGAAUAUUUUCAUUAUGCUUUUGUAAUUUUAGAUUAAACCACAAACAAAUUUAUCAAAGUAUUCACUUUAAAAAUCUGUUCCUAAGCUUAAUUUAUUUUAAUCGAUACACUGUAUUUUGUGAUUAUUGUAGCACACGAUAUAUUUUAAUGUAUUGAUGAAUUAAAACACCAAACAUGUAUUUUCUAUUUCAUAGGGGAGGCACACCAGGCUAUGACAAGUUCAAUGGUCCUCAAAUUAACAACACAUGGACACCUCAACCACAGAGUUACUCUGUACCACCGCCCCCUCCUCCUUCAUCUCAAGUAAGACUUCGUUUUACAGAAAUAUGUUUAGACAAUCUUGUUGCAAAACAAUUACGGAUAAUUAUUAAAUUUUCUAUCUCAAAUAGUGUAGGCCUUAAUGCCACAGUCUUUCGACUGAUCUGGAUAUAUCGGUCAGCAACAGACCUUUAUUUUAUGUUUCAAUAAUCUGACUCACCUUAGCUCAACCUACUUGACCAUUUGAUUGUUUUUUCCCCCAUAGAACUUUAACACAGCCCCACGUCCUUUUGGUAGUCAAGCAGCUCCAGCCCGUUCCAACUAUGAGGUCAACCUGUCUCAGCAAACUUCAAACUUGUCCUUGUCCAGGUACAUAUUGAGUACUUCAUAAUGGUUAAUUCAGCAACUGUGUUCAGUUAUAAGAAGGGCAGUCGCCAUGACAAUCAACCGGUUACAAUAAUGAUUUAUUUAGGGUUUCUAGACACUCUAGUCUAAUAUUUGAUAACACAUAAUUGUUAUAGACUCUUAGUAAUUUUACUAAUUAAAGUCACAAAAACUCUAUGAAUAAUUUGAUUAUUGCAUUUAAUUAGACUUUUUUUUUUUUUUUUUAGGGUUAACAAACUGUAGAUGGCAAAACCAUGUAUAAGUUUAAAAGAUAAAUUUAAAAUAUAACUUGAGUGCAAAUAACUUUAACAGAUAAACAGUUAAAUAAAAAUUUUUUUCAAGUAAUUUAUACAGCUCUAGAGAUUUGUAUCACACUUUUUUUAUACUAUCUUUAAUGAAAUUUUUUUUUUCUAUAUACCGGUACUCAAUAUGCAAAGAUGUUGUUCUGUGGUGUCUAUUUGCUCCUCCUGAAGUCAAUGUUAUUUGCAUGUCAGUAUAAAAUUUGUCUCAAGUUCCUCAAGCAUGCAUCCUUUUUUUUUUUUUGACUUGUUGGUCUUUUGAGUGGUUUCACUCCCUAAACUCAACACAUUUGUGGAGUGGUUUGAUCCCAUUAACUACUCCUUAUUUAUUGACACAUCACUUUCAGCAGUGCUGGAACAUAACUUUGUCCACGUGGCACAUUUGUAUAGGGAAAAGGACUUAACUAUUGUGAGAGAAAUUGUGAACAUGUCUGUGUGAAUAUUUUAAAUUUAUUUUUAUUUCUGUUUUGAAGUUUGUUAACUAGAGCUUAUGUGGUUUCGUUUACUUCUGUCUUGUCCAUUUCCCCUCCACUAUUUUGUUAACCUUUGAACUAUGACAGUGAACCCAAUGAGCCCCCACCUUUCCAAAGUGCAGCAGAAAAAUAUACAGAAAGGGAAGAUCCUCCAGACCCGGCCCAGAAUCAGUCAAAGUCCUUCAAAUAUCUGGCCAAUCUCAUGGAUGAAGGAAGAGGUAAUUUAUGGUAGUCACAUGAUUGGUCACCUGAUGUAUUCAGCGGUCUCAUUUAUAAGGAGGCUCAGAAAGAUGCAAGAAAAUGACCUAAGGAUGAUGGAAAUUAAUUCAAAGAAAAAAGUAUUCAUUUCUAAAGCAUGAAUUUAAUUUCUUUUAUUUCAUCUGUAAAAUUGAUUUGUAGAUUUUCUAAUUUUUAAAAAUCAAUAGCUAAGUUUCCUAAAAUUACAUUUGAAUGCAAGGCUGUCUUCGUACAUCUUUAAUUGGAGUCACUCUCUUUCUAAGAAGAUUUAAAAUGGAAAGUAGUAGAUUCAAACCUGAGCAUAUAUGAUUGACUUAUGACCUAUUUGAUGAUGAAGUAUUUAUUAGAAAUCAAAUGUCAUUAGUAAAGCUAUAAAAACAAAAAAAGAAACUGUCUAUUGACUUCAUUUUGCAUGAUGGCAUGUUUCUUCACCUAAAAUAUCCUUCUAUGCUACCCAUUUCAGAGCUUAACACAGCCCUAAAGCCACGGGUGGCUGCCACCACAACCACCACUAACAAGCCAGAACCUCCUAGGGGCCCCUCUCCUACCCCAAUUGGUCCUAGUAGCAAGCCAGGUUACAUCAAAGCUAUAGUGUCCCAGAAAUACAACAAUCCAAUAGGACUUUACUCCAAUGAGAAUGCCUCUACCCAAUUUGAAGGCCAGUCUAAAUUCCUCAUCGAGAAAGAAGAAGAGUCUGGGUGGGUAAUUUCUGAGACAGCUGUAACACUUAGAUGAUAAUACAAUAUUUCAAAUGUCUUACAGGGACAUUUGAGUUUGAAAUGGACAUAUUGCAUAUUGUGUUACCUCAGGACCUUUCUUAAAUUCAAAUUUCUAGCCAAGAGAAGGAAAUAUCAUCAACUGAUUAACAAUAUAAUUUUUAACCACUAAACUUUCACUAGCUUUUCUCUCAUAUGAUAAAAAAAAUUUAACAUAUUUCUUUCAUUUAUAAUUCCCAUGAGAAUAUAAUAUAGUGUAUGUAAAGAUUUGAAACAACAUUAGGAAUUAAUCUCAUUUGAUUUUAUUAUUAUUAUUUAGAAAAAUGUUAAGAAAGUUAUUAAUUAUUUUUUACUUAGAAUUCUUAUUUGUGCUUUAAAAUUGCAACCAUAAUUCAGAGUUAAUAUUGUGAGUUAUAGUGUUAACAGUCAUUAAUGCUUCUCAUCUGAUUUGUGCUACAUUUGGUUAUUGGGACAUUGUACAAGUUAUUCAACGAAUGAAUACGGUUUGCUUUAUAAUAUAAUUUUAUAUGCAUAGAGUACCACCCCCAUCCUGUUUAUUAAACUAAUGCAAAAAUUUAGACAGAAUGCAUUCUCUGCAUUUGUUGUUGCAAAGUAUUAUCAAUGAAAUCUGGAAUGGGUUUUUACAUGUUCUCUGCUUUUGAUUUUGUUGGUUAUUAUGAAUUAAUUUGCAAGACCACUAUUUGUGCAAUAUGUCAUAAUAUUACAAGCAUUCAAUGACUUUCUGAAUCUAUUCUUUUAUUAUCUCCUCAUCUUUCACUUACCACAUGAUUAGCAUGGUGUUGUUUUCAUCUUUCAUUUUGUCAUUCUUGUAAUCUUCAGGGCUUCUCGAUUUAUCUGACUAUCUCAUUUGCAUUCAUUUGCAAUGUAUUAAUAGAAGAAGUAAAUAAUUUAUUCCUUUGUUGAAUCAUGAAAAAAAAACACACACACUUCAAUUUGAAAUUCUGACAAUGCUGUUCCUACUACUACUGAAAGCUUAAACAAUGUUUGACAUUAAAUUCUGUCUACCCUUAUCCUAGUCCAAGGAAAACAAACCCCAAAGCUAGUCAAUUAAUAACUUGAGCAGCCCUGGAUUCUGUAAGCAUGCCAUCAUAUAUUGUGUUACGGUUUAAUUUGAUGUCUCUCUACCUAUGCAUGAUUCUGUUAUGAGCAUCUUGCUCGUCUGACUUGUUUUCAGUAAUCUUAAAAUUGAUGACCUCCCACCACCUCCCCCACCUGUUAAUCAGAGUGACUAUGAUGAGAUGGGUAGGAAAAAGUAUGUCCCCUCUGAAACAUUCCGCCUGGUUCAGGAAGAGGUGGGGCUGUUGCCCAAAGAGGACGAGCCUAAAGUGGCUCAUUCCCGAACAUUUAAAAAGUUGGAACAACAACUGAACAGGUGGGAAACAAUUUGCGGUAUCAGAUACGUAUGUUUCUCUUCCAUGAAAACAAGGCUUAUAACUUAAACAAGGCUGUUUAAUGAUGUAUACUUCCUUUGUAAUAGAAAUUAAUUUAUCAUAAAAAAAAUAAAUGGUGAUUUUCAAUAUAUAAUUACAAGCCAGUAAAAAAAGAAACUUACAAAAAUUAAAUUAUGAAACCUUAGAAAAAUACAAUUCUUUUAGGCAACAGAUUUAUUUCACAACAAUUUCAUUAUCAUAAAAUAAAAAAAAAAACACAAAAAAAAACAUUUUGUUAUUAAAAAAAUUUGCAUGAAAACUUCUACUUAUGUUUACAAUUUUCUCUUCAUGUAAAUGUCUUCAACUGCUCAUAGAUUUUACUGUUAGUUUAGUUUUGCAUGGUUGUGUUCUUUUUAUUGUGUCUCAUCACUGCCUUCAGUUUUGGCCUAAUUAAUGGGAAGCAUUUGCUAUUCCUAGAAUUAUUGUUUUCACCUGGUUUUUUUUGUUGCUACAUUGGGUGCCUUGUUUGUGUAGAAUGUUUGCAAAAUUUGAUCAAAAUCUUUCUUAUAUAGUUUCUUUUACAUUUUCUAUCAUUAACAUCCAUUUUUAUCCAUCACAGUGGAGGUGUUCCUUCUUCCUAUGUGCCUCCAUAUAGUAAGUACAUCUUGAUAUAAUAAUAAUAAUUAUGUUCUAGAAUAUGAUAGAAAUUGGUAUAAAAAAAAGUUUUUGAAGUUGAGUUAGGAAUCUGUGAUUCAGCACAUUUAUUUUUGUUCAAACAUUGAAUACAAUUAUUAACCAUUGUUGCUAAUGUAAACAUUUGAAUCUGAGUAGUAUUAAAAUGAAUGGCAAUUCAAUUUCAUUAAAAAAGUUGUGUAAUAUGUCACUGGUUGUUUUAAUAGUAUUUUAAGGAGUUGAUGUUAUCAAAAUGAAAUUAUGAAACAAUUUUGCAUGUCGUUUUAGAGCCUGUGCCAGCGCCCAGCUACCAGCCUACACCAGUGGCUGCUCCUAGCUACCAACCACCACCGCCACCACUUCCAGUUUCAGCUGCUCCAAAACCCUGGGCCCCACCUACUCCAGUGACCAAUGCCACUCCUCGACCAUUUGGGUCAACCGCUGCUCCCAAGCCAACAGGCCAGGGUGCCACUAGGGGUAAGAAGGGAGAUGCAGCCAUGAACCCAGCCACCCUGCCGUCAGCAGGAAGAAUCCCAUUGUGUUCAGGGUGCAACAUGCCCAUAAGGUAAGGAUUUGCAGAAUAGAUAUCAUGGAUUUAUUUACUUAAUAAGAUCUGAAGAAUUAUGCUGACCGCUACAAAAUAUUAAAGAAAUAACCAUCUCUUAAGUGACAGUAAAUUAAAAUUUUCUUGCAUAGCUCUACUUAGGUGUGUGAGAUAAAAAUAUAUUUAGUGGUGUUAUAAUGUUUUGCAGAUUUCAUCUGUUUUAAGAUUUGGCUCAUUUGUUGAACAAUAUCAUUAUCAAAGAAAAAUGAUAUUUACAAUAAUCAAUUGAAUUAUACUAUUCAAUUUUAAACAAGAUACAAAAUCAAAUAGACAACAUUGAACACUAUAUUGACUUACAGCAAAGUAAGUGAAUAAUUAUAAUCCUUGAAAGAUAUUUUUUAUUGUGUUCGUCCGUCGAAGUCGACAAGGACCAUCGAAUCAUCCGGUUAGGGUCGGGCGGGGGGGUUGGGAUUACGGUGAGCUCUUAGGUGGCUUGUUAGACCGAUCCUUGCUCGGAAUAAUCUAUGACACCGUGGGCAUGGAAUAGUUGCUUCAGACGAUGACCUAAUGUUGCUCUUUCGAACAAGCCUGCGUGUCUCAGCUGUGGUUAUUCUCUUAGCUUCAUGGGAUUUAGCCCCCUUCUUGACAGCAGCUCUCCAUCUGGCUCUGUCCUGGGCUGUCUGCACCCAUUGAGUAGGGUUUAUGCUGAAGGCCUUUAGUGCCUUUUUCAGUGAGUCUUUGUAACGCUUUCUUUGGCCUCCUUGGGAGCGCUUGCGUAUCGUGAGUUCUCCAAAGAAUAUUUGUUUCGGGAGCCGGUGGUCUGCCAUACAGGCUACGUGUCCCAUCCAACGGAGCUGAGACUGCAUCAGAGUUGUGAAGAUACUAGGUAGGUUCGCUCUAGCGAGGACCUCGGUGUCGGGGACUUUGUCUUGCCACCUGAUAUUAAUAUACACAGACACACAUAGAGAAAAAUCUUCUCUUUUUUUUUGCUAGACUUCCUAGACACUUGACAUUAAUAGGAGCCUUACAAGAUUUUACUCUUUGUGGGUGUAUAUUAAUAUUUGUAUCUUUUGAGGAUUAUACUUUUUCACUUCUUAUAUGUCUAAGAAAUCUCGCCAAAAAAUCUCUUCUGGCUUGGAAAGCUGCUGGCUUAUUUAUAUGUAGGGAGUUGGAAACUUCCAGAAAAUAAAUUUUAGAAAUUGCAUCACCGGAUAGCAUGAUUAGCAUUCUUUAGAACAGUGCUACCUACAUAUUUAAUAGGUGUCAUCAAUUUUAAAACAAAAAAAAGGGGGAGAGAAGUGGUGGUUGCCUUAUCUUUAAGUUGAAGUAAAAUUAGGUCAACUCAAGGCUAUAAGUGGUCAAAGGGAGAUAAAUUUAGAUAAUUAAAUCAACUCAUUAUCUUUUAAUAGUUAUACAUAUGUUGUGAAGGUAUGGAAUCUGACCUUAGAAAUAAUAAAUUGGCUGUUUUUUAAAAUCUGGAACUAUUUCAAAAUGAAGGAGUCUUUAAAAAAUAUUUUUUUCAAUAAGACUGAUUGAUGCUGUAAUCUAUCUUUUAAUUAUUUUUUUUUUUAAACUCAGAGGACCUUUUGUGACUGCUCUGGGGAAAUGCUGGUGUCCUGACCAUUUUACCUGUGCCAACCCCCAGUGCGGCAUUAAACUUUUGGACAUUGGUUUCGUUGAGGAAGGGGGGUUCCUGUACUGUGAGAGGGACUAUGCUGUUCACUUUGCCCCACAUUGUGACAAAUGUGGCCGCGCUGUUAUUGGGGUAUGUUAAAAAAAUAUUUUAAAUAACUAAUAAAUAUGUGAGAAAUAGGUGGCCUAGGGGACAGGCUGUCUGUCCUUAACUCUUUUGCUGCGGAAUUUUUUUAUCGAAAAAAUGUGCAUUAUUUUUCGAAGAGCAAAAAAGAGGGAGAGAUUGGGUUUAUUAAAAAAAUAUUUAAAAUAUUAUUUUUUGGUUUAUAAGACUAAAAUUGGUAUCAAAUGAAAGAUAAUUGAAAGUACUAUAUGUUUGUAAACUUAUUUCUUCAUUUUAAAUAAAAUGAAUUACAGAAAAGAACCAUAAAAUGUGAAAAAAUUGUAUGCUAAACCAUUUUUUCCCCAAAUCCUAUGAUGUACGCAUACAUCAUCUUCACCUCUAAAACUCAAAUCCUCUAAAUAGUCUACAACUACUACUAUCGGAAUCAUCCGAUAGAUCUAAAUAUAAAUCAUCUUCACUAUGAAAUAGUAUAAAACAAUUUCAAAGCUUUUUGUGCUGUUAAUCAUCUACAAGGGCCGAGAGUAGCCAUAGCAACAGUAGAAUAAAAUAGUGAAGAAAAUCAUUAAAAUAAUGCUUCAAAUGACAACAAAUAAACCUUCGUUUCGUUUAUAAACAAUGAAGUACCACUCUUCUAUGUAAAAGUCUUAUUUAAAAAUAGCUCUUAAAAAGUUUAACCGAGAAAUAGCAAAGAAACAAACAUGAUAUUGAAACAACGCAGAGCCUGCUGGUCGUGCUUUUGAGCUCGGCAGAUGAACGCAGUGUGCAUUGUUAAGCAAAAGCGUUAAGAGAGUUGGCUAAUUUACUUUCAAGAAUACUAGCGAAAUAAUGUUGCUACUUUGGUUGAUACGGUUGAUAUUAAAAAUUAUAUCCUACAUUUAGUAUUACAAAUCUUUUAAAAUUAGCAGCGUUUCUGACAUUUUCCUUCUGUACACGUAGGAGUGUGUCAAUGCAGUGCAGAAGAGUUACCACCCUGAAUGCUUCCUGUGUGCACAGUGCAAACAGCCCAUAGGUGGCACCAAGUUUCACAUUGAGGAUGGAAAGUUCUAUUGUGAAGCUGGUACUGUAAUAUAACUAAUUACCUUUGCAAAAAUGUUGUCUGGCUUAUAGAUAAUAAUACAGACCUGUUUACCCUCAUACUCUUAAAAUCGUACAAUAUCAUCACAAAAUUGUUCAAUACGUUAUCUUAAUAUUAAAAAACUUAACAUACAUUAUAUAAUAAUAUAAUGUAUACACCUCAAUACGUACAUUGUACGUCAAAAUCUAAAGAGUAAACAGGUCUGAUAAUAUCAGUUCAAGCCCUGGAAUUAAGGGACUCUUUACAUUGUUAAAUUUAGCAUUAGAGACUGCUGAUCUUAAAUGAUACAAUGAAUUAGAAAGAAAAUUCAUAAGUGAUAAAUAGAAUUGUACAGGGCUGUAACAAAAAAUUUUCAUGCAAAUAAGAAACUUCUAAGUGGACAUUUUUUUAAAAUGUUCAAGUGAUGUUCUAAUAAAGAAACAUAUUUUGCAUUGUAACUGUAAUAAAUUAGGAUGUACCUGGCUCAAUCGAAUUUCCAUAAUAUAACUCUAGUUUUUAUAUUGCUUUGAAACCCCUGAGAUAAGUUAGUGAUUUCUAAAGAAAUAAUUAAUAAUAAUAUCUGACAAACAUGUAUGUUUUAGUACAUUGCAAUUAAAAAAUAAUAUCUUUUGUAUCUUCUCUCAGACUGGGCAUCCAUGUUCCAGACCAUGUGCUCCGGAUGUAACUUCCCCAUAGAACCUGGAGACAGAUGGGUUGAAGCUUUGGGAAAGAACUUUCACUCUGAGUGCUUUAACUGCGCAGUGAGUCAAAUGAAUUUUCUUGAUAAUUAGCAUGUUUUGUUACUGUUGGUUCAUCUGUAACCAUUGAUUUAAACUGUGCAUUUUUAUUUUAAAAAUCAUUUUUGUAACAAUGCAAUUUACUGUUAAUAGUUAAAUAUACUAAUUAUUUUUAAACAGCAUUAUUGACCUACUACUCAUAUUUAAAUAUUUUUUAAAAGAAAUGGAGAAAUUUUUAAAAAAUUGUGUAAAAUUUUAAAAAUCUGUGGAAAUGAAGAAUAGGGAAAAAUUAUUCUCUUAAAAAAAUUUUACAUUUGAAAAAGAAUGUGUACAUUAAAAUGUAUUACAUUUGGUACACAUUUUGGUUGCAAUGGAUCAAAGUGACCCAGCAAGUAAUGUUUUAAAUCACCAUGUUGUACUUUUGUUAUCUGUUCUCACAUCACUGCUUGCAGGCUGAUGUCAAUUAUGCAUUUAUAUUAUUUUAUGUGUUGGAAGCAGAUUUAUCUUGAUCCUUGCCCUCCCAGUUCUGUCCAACUAAUUUUGGCUGACUCUUGUUAAUUAUUCAGUUUAUCACUUUCUUCCUUCGACUGACAAGAAAAAUGUGCAAUAAAAAUCUGUGCAAAUUUUUUUUCUGUUAUUAACAUCCUUUUGAGUUUUUUCAUGUCUUCAAACUCAUGUGCGCAUGUUUCUUAAAUAUAACAAGACAACUAUUGAUCAGUUCAGAAGUUUUAAGCUGAAGAUAAAUUCAACAAAAAGUAUUUUAUGAUGGAAAGAAAAUUAUAGCAAAUUCGUACAAUUUGUGCCUUACCAAAAAAAUUACUUCAUAAAAAAAAUAUUUUAGCAUUGAGCUUUGGUUUGUUGGAACUUGUCUUGCGAAGAUUUUUCAUGUUAUUUUGGUCAAGUUUAAAGUAAGAUUAAAUAGAAUAUAACAUUGUGCAACUGGCAGGAUUAUGUAUACAACUGGCCAUUGAUAGUUGAGGGCUGUUAAGUUUCUGAGGAUGUCCUGCCAUUGUUAGUUGAGGGCUAUUAAGGUUCUGAUGUCUGGCCAUUGAUAGAUGAGGGUUAUUCAGUUUCUGAUGAUGUCAAUUUUCAGAAAAUUUAAAGGAAACAUCUUGUCCAAAUUGUAUACAUUUUGUUAGUUUUCUGUGGCUAUUUGAAUUUUUUUUAAAAAUGAUAUCGGAGCCUAUAAAUGAACAUUAUUAAAGCUGUUAAUGAUUUGAGAACCUCCCAUAAGGCCUUAAAUGGGGUACACUAGAACUAACCCAUGGGAAACCACUGAGACAUAACACCACAGGGGGCUCCCCUUUCCCCAGACCCUUCCCCCUCCUUUUGCCUGGAGGACUUGAUCACCUUCAAUUUCUACUGAUCUUUGGUGACACUCUGGAACUUCUAUUUUUUGUUCCUAUGAGGCAAAAAUGUUGAUUUCCAUGCUGGUGCUGUGUAGUGUCAGAGGAGCGUGGAGUUUUCUAAAUUUUUGCACUUGUGAUGCAAAAAAAAUGGUUUCCCUGAUAGCGUUCUGGACAGAAAGAAAGACAUAUCUGGGCUUUUCUUAUAUAUAUUUUAAUAAUUUAAAUCAGCAAUGGUAAAUAACAGACGAUGUGAGGAAUGAUUUCUUUAAAAAAACAAAAGGGAUUAAAAAAAUGCAAUUCUAUUUUAGUUUUAAAAAAUGGAACAUUGUUAGCUGUGUUUAAAUUUUGUCUUUGGAGAUGCUUGUCAGCUCAACUGCGCUGCUGUGAAAUAAUCUAUUGCUUUUUAAUCCAAUCCUGGUUUCUCUUCCCAUACAGACUUGCCAAGUAAAUCUGGAAGGGCAACAGUUUGGUGCCAAGGGGGGCAAAGCAUACUGCAAGAAACACGCUCGCUAGAGACUCGAAGCCUAGGGGAAACAGAUUAUAUUUUAGAAAGUUUGAAUGACUUUGCUAGAAGUAUAUGAUUACUAGACAAAGUAGCGAAUGCCUUUAGGUUUGACUAGUCAGUAUGACAGAGUUGUUGAGAAUUUUUUCAGAUCAAGUAGGAAUGAAGGGAAAUGAGCACUGAUGAUGCCUUAGUGUUAAAUCAACAUUUUAACUAUAAGACUUUAAGUUUCUCACCAACAAAGUUAGUUGAACAUUUUUGGAUUGGUCAAUGGAAAAUGAAUAGUCAUAUAUGAAUAUGUAAAUUAUUUCUAGUUUAGUUGCAUGAAAAAACUCAAUGAAUUCGGAACCCCAUAUUUCAUAAUACAAGUUUGCUUUGUAUUUUAGAGUAUUUUGAGACUGAGGCAAAGAUAUCACUUUUAUCAAGGAGUGAUUUCUCCUUUUCCCCAGCUGCAUGUUAAGCCAUUUAAAAGAUUCACUUUUUAACAUACCCUUUUAAAGUCAAUAGUUUCACAUCCUCAAAAUCCUUGAGACAAGAGUAUGUUUUUAACUUGUGACUGCAUGGGGGCUUUUGUCAGCCUUAAGUCAAACUGUAAUUAAUGACAACCUACCCGACGUGUACAAAAUAUCUUGCGUGCUAGCUUUGUUGUGUGUUCAACAAGAUUUAUCCCAUUUGUUUGUUCAGAAAUAAUUCUGUACCUGUUCAAUAACGAGUCUUGGUGUGGUUGGCAAAAUAGUUUCUUAUCUUUGAGCUCUGUACAUGCCUGGAUAUUCAUAAAAGUAUGGAACAAUUUUUUUAGCAUCUUCAAGCUCUUCUAUGUAAUAGAUCUCCAGUUGUUGUCUUAUCUCCAGAAUAUUUCUUAAAAGUGGGUUAAUCUAAAAGGAAGCAAAUACUUAACUAAAAAGAAUAAAAAAGAACAAGUCUCAAAAAGUUUUUGGUGAAGGAAGUACACAAUGUAAAAGGUAUUAAACUGUAUGACUUGAUUAAUAAGACAUGACAAAGGUGAAAGGUCAUAAUGUUGUUUUUUGUUUGUUUAUUUGUCGAACACUAUCUUACAUAGUUGUUGGAGUCUUUAGAAAGUAAAUAACUUUUUUGUCAAGCACAAAUUGUUGUCACACCUGUUGUCUAAUAAUGGGUUGUGUCUUUAAAAAAACAAUGAUAUCAUGUAAGCAUGUCAGUGUACAACAUGGUGGAGCAUUUUGUCAGUGAAAGUUUGUGUGGUAACUUUUUUAAGGCGGGAAUUUCUAUAGAGUGGAAAUAAUUGUGUGGUUUCUUUUUUAAAAAAUGAAUUGACCUUUAACUCAAUAAGGCACACUAACCAAUCAUUUAAGUUGGAGACUUGGUUAUUUAAUAGUGCUCAGUAUUUCUUUAGUCUCAUAUAUUUUUAUGUGCCCACUUUGAGAAUAGCGUAUUAGAUGGCAUGUGAAAAAUUCCUUACUGAAUCUUUCAUCGUAGGGUCAUGAAAAAGAAGAGCUGUCGGCGUGUCCUACUUGCAUAUCAUCAAUGUACUCAGAUAUAUCAAUGUUUUUAGUUUAGCAUAAGUACCAAUACUAACAUCUCAUACAAGCUUGUUUAAAUUAAAUCAAUAAACUCUACUAUAUUGUCAUAAAUUUGGAAACUGACUAUGCAUUAGUUACUGCUGUUAGAUGUACCUUCAGUUUUAUAUAUUAAAUGUUGAUGUCAGCAGUUAUCUUGUAUCACUAGAAAAUGUUUUCUUUCUCUCCAGUACACUUUUGAAUCAACUCCUCCUUAUAGAGUUGUCCCCAGGGAUUGCUUGUAGACAAGGCUUCCAGAGUUCUUCCUGGUAACCAUCAACAUUGUGUCUGACUUGUGAUAUACACUACAGGCUUCUGUGUCUUACUUGCUCUACACAUUAAAGGCUGUUGUGUCUUACUUGUUCUACACACUAUAGGCUGUUGUGUCUUAAUUGUUUUACACACUACAGGCUGUUGUGUGUUACUUGUUUUACACACUACAGGCUGUUGUGUCUUACUUGUUCUACACACUGAAGGCUGUUGUGUCUUACUUGUUUUACACACUAAAGGCUGUUGUGUCUUACUUGUUUUACACACUACAGGAUGUUGUGUCUUACUUGUUUUACACACUAUAGGCUGUUGUCUCUUACUUGUUUUACACACUACACUCUAAGGCUGUUGUGCCUUACUUGUUCUACAAUCUAAGGAUGUUGUGUCUUACUUGUUCUACACACUAAAGGCUGUUAAACAAUAUUAUUCAUACAGAGAUAACAUUUAUAAAAUACAUCUUUGUAAUAUCAGUUUCAUAUCAUUCACCAGAAGCAGUUUGAAUCUUUUGGUGACCUGUUUAUGUUGCAGUACACCUAACUGUCCUGUUGCCAGAAGAACAUUAAAAGUUAAAAUCUGAAUUCUGUUUUUUUUUUUUAAAACAACCAAAAAAACGCUAACAAAUAUCCAUUUAUUGAAUCACAAUCAGUCAUAAUAACAUCUUUGGAAAUCAACUGUUCUAUAAGGCUAUUUAAUAAAUAAGGAUACAGAUUGUUGAUUUGUAUUGAGUAUGUAUUGCUUCUAUAUUUAUAUGACGUGUUUAAACUGAAGAUGUGUAAAAAUAAUUCACUUUGCUUCUGUCUUUUGCCUUAUUCUAUUAGCAUUGAUGAAUGAUAACAGAAAUAGAGAUUUUUUUUUUUUAAAUUUUAUAUCUCUACAAAAUAGAAGCAAGAAUUUUGUUCAAUCACAAAUGUUUAUUUUUGGUGGCAUUUUAAUCCAACCCUAACUUUUGUUUCUUCCUGUUCUUGACUAAUGAUUACCAGUUGGAAAACCUGUGAUACUGAGAUUCUGUGUGGUCGUGUCUGCUCUACAUAUCCUUAUCUUGUGAUCAAACGUGUGUUCAUGUUAGACUUUGAAGUAUGUUAACUUAUGAGUAUGACACUUAAAAUAUGUAUGCCUCAGUACAUCCUGAGGAAGAGAUGUGAGCCAGGAAAAUAUAGUAUUGAAAUCUAUUUGAUAAAAAUCUUCAGAAGAGGCAUUGAGGCUAUUCAAUAUUAUGUGAUUGUAGAUCAGAUGUGUCAAUAAUUGGCCAGCCACCUUUUUUUUUCCUUCAAGUGUCCACCUACUGAAUUAUUAAUUUGUAUUUUUGAAGACCAGCUCACUUGGGCUUAAUGUGGGGAGCUUGAUGCAUCACCUGCAAAUGCCGUUAAAUGUGGAGGCCAAAACGUAGCAUCCACAUGUUUAACAUGGGAAUAGAUCUGUAGCAAAUCUUGACUGAGGCCUCAAUAACACUGAAGUUAUUGUUAUUUAGAGAUCAUCUGUUAUAGGAUAGGAGUUUAUCCGUUUUUCUUAAACUGUCGUCACGUUGGAUUGUUAAAGUAAAAUUGUAUCUAUAUUAUUUUUGUUACUACAAGUUUAAGGAAAUGUUCGCCUUAUUUUAAUUAUACUAUUCUAUUUAUAAUGUCUCUACAAAAGAAAAUUUGAAUUUGUUUUAUUUGUAAACAAAUUCUAGAAAUAACUUAACUUGUAAAAAGUUUAUUUUGAUAUAAUAUACCAAUGCAACAUAUGUAUAUUAAAUGACAAUAUAUUUUAAAGCUUGAUUAAGGAGCAAUUUUGAUCUGUACGUCAUGUCACAACAAACUCUUUUCCCUCUUAAACCUGUCCUAGUGCCCUACUAUUUAAGAGAUCUUUUGUUGUUUUAAAUAUUUGCACUCCUUUAGAGCUUUUUUGUGCACACAUGAUGUUGACACUGAAUCAAUCAAUAAAUAUUCUUAUAGUGUACUGCUGUUAUAGACACCUCAUUAUUGCCAUGUACGACCCUCUGUCUACUAUGUCACAUGUCCUCACUUUGUACAAGCCUCUUACUUUGUAACAUGUCCUCAUCUUCAUUAUACCAGGUAUACAAAAUAUGACAGAAAAUUUGUGUUACUUACAAACUUUUAUUUUAAAAAGAAAAGCAAAAAAGGGAGAAUGUGCCUUUUAUAAAAUAAAAAUUCCUGCAUUUUAACAAUUCUAAAUGUUAAACUAUUUGGUCAAUAAAAUUGUCAGUGUAGUCAUAAAUGCCUGAAAUAAAAAUUCCUGCAUUUUAACAAUUCUAAAUGUUAAACUAUUUGGUCAAUAAAAUUGUCAGUGUAGUCAUAAAUGCCUGAAAUAAAAAUGGUGUUUUAAUAUGUUGACAUAAAAUGUUGGGUGAGGAGUAAUGUAAACAUUGCUGAUUAAUGACUUUAUAAUUUUAACAAAUACAAUAUGGAUAGGUUACAGGAGGAAGGGGACAUAAGCUAAACCUGGUACCUACAAAUACAAUUGGAUUCCCAUGGGCAGGCACCUAUUAGCUAUAUCAGUGUUACUGGGACUGAUGUAAGAUAACAUCUGCACCUUUCCACAAGCCCUCAUCUGAAUUAUUGUCUUAGUAACUCCUCUGUCUUUUACACAUAAAUGCAUUUGGUUAUUAUUAGGUAGUGAUAUCCCCUUAUCUAAGCCAAAGCUUUUCAAGGCCUUCAAAACAUAUCAUUUGUCCAAGGUUUCAUUCGUGAAACAAAUAAUCAUACCAAUCAGUGCACCAAUAGUCCUACCAAUCAGUAUACAGAUAGUCCUAAGUACACAAAUAGUCUUACCAAUCAGAGCCUCAUUUUGAAUGAGCUUGUGUUGUCCUCACUCCGCUCAGUCCCUUAAAUUUUGUGCGACUUGUUGAUUUAUCUCCCUUAAGUUCAGCAGCAUGCAUCUCAAAUGUAACCAAAGUUUGGAACGCUGAUGAGAAUUAUAUCAUUGAUCUGCCAAAAUAAAUUUUGGGCCAGGGUAUGGGAGAUAAGAAAGAUCUGUGACACUACCUUUGUAUUUGCAUUGUUAAGGUUACUUGCAAAUAUCAUUUCUACUUCUACAACUUGAUCUACAGCUGAUAGUUCAUGUUGCCUCAGAUUAAAUCUGGAAAAAAAAAAAACCUUACUUUUUCUAUGUUAAAAAACAUGAAAUUUCUUUUCAUGUUGCGGUGCUAUAAUAUAUCAACACUGUGUAAAAUAAUUUUACCAUUAUAUAAAUUACAUUAUGUAUUUAUUCUUUCUUUCUGUUCACAAUAGCAACUCAUGCUGCCUUCUUUUUAUAUUUAAAAUGAAUUCAUUAGAUUCUGAAAUAGGUCAGAGAAACCGUAAUAAAGUUAGCUCCCUUUAUGAGAACUUUCUUUAAAGAGUUUGUUUUACACGUUUUCUUUUGUUACUGUUGUGUAACAAGCUGGAAAUGACCUUGACAUUGAAAGCAGCUGAUGAUAGGGGACCGCUAAUUGAGACGAAAGCCAUGGAACGAUUAGAUAAGAUUCUUUUAUUGAUCAAAAUAAAUGAAAAUGUUUUUUUGAUUACAAUGCACUUAUUUAUUUAUAGCAUAGAAAUAAAUACAUUUUUUAACCUUGACAACAUUUUAUAAUUGUAACGAUUUAA
Molecule: messenger RNA, 32011 nt
Organism: Lymnaea stagnalis (great pond snail)
Lineage: Eukaryota; Metazoa; Mollusca; Gastropoda; Lymnaeidae
Source: the annotation of a GenBank genome assembly